AUGCCAAAACUUCAGAAUGCAUAUUUGCAGGUAGCCACGCUGGAGCUGUGCUCCGAGGCUUUUGCCAAGGCAGAAGAUGCAAAGGAUCCGCUCAGCAAGUUGAGGGAGGAAUUCUGGAUACCGACCAAAGGCGAUCUUCGGAACAAGAAAUUUGGGCAUCAGAAACACCCUACGCGGAACGAUGAUGGCGAGGAUUCGAUUUACCUCUGCGGCAACUCUCUUGGACUGCAACCACGGCGAACAAAGGAAUAUGUGAACCGAUAUAUGGAUACGUGGGCAUCCAAGGGCGUCUUUGGACACUUCACUGACUAUGAAGGGGGGCUGCCGCCUUGGUUGCACAUCGACGAUGUAGUGAAAGAACAGACGGCGAAGAUUGUGGGAGCGCUGUCAAGUGAGGUUGUGGUUAUGGAGACUCUGACCGCGAAUUUGCAUCUCCUAAUGGCGAGUUUCUACAAGCCUAGCAAGGAUCGAUGGAAAAUUAUCAUCGAAGGGAAGGCCUUUCCCAGUGACCAUUACGCCGCACUCUCCCAAAUAGCACAUCACAACCUAGACCCAUCCGCACUCAUCACCAUAGACCCACCAUCGUCUUCCUCGCCUUAUCUCUCCACCGAACACAUCCUCUCCAUCAUCUCCCAACACGCCGCAACCACCGCUCUUGUCCUCCUGCCAGGCAUCCAAUUCUACUCUGGUCAAUACUUCGACAUUGAACUCAUAACCCGUCACUGUCACGCCCUCGGCAUCACAGUAGGUUGGGACCUCGCCCACGCCACGGGCAACGUACCACUCAAACUACACGACUGGAACGUAGACUUCGCCGCAUGGUGCAACUACAAGUACAUGAACGGCGGCCCAGGCGUAAUAGGCGGUCUCUUCGUCCACGAGCGCCACGGCACCGUUGAAAAGCCAUCAACCACCCCACGAAACCCAAACACAUCCAAAGACUCCAGGAACCAAUCCACAGAGCUAAUUUACAGACCCCGACUCAGCGGCUGGUGGGGCAGCGACAAAUCCUCCCGCUUCGCCAUGUCCAACACCUUCAUCCCCAUCCCCGGCGCAAGCGGCUACCAACUCAGCAACCCCAGUGCACUGGAUAUAACAUCUGUCAUGGCCUCCCUCGACGUAUUCUCUCUGACCUCCAUUGACGCUCUGCGCCAACGCAGUCUCCGCCUCACAGGCUACCUGGAAGCCCGCCUACUUCGCUACCCCGGCGGUAACCCACCCUACACCAUCAUCACACCCGCGAACCCAGCGGAACGAGGUGCGCAACUCAGUGUGCUCUUGCAACCGGGUCUGCUGGAGCAGGUACAGAGAGACAUUGAAGACAAGGGUGUGGUGGUUGAUGAGAGGAAACCUGAUGUCUUGAGAAUUACGCCGGCGCCCUUGUACAAUUCGUUUCUGGAUGUCCAUCGCUUUAUGGAAGUGUUUCAUGAGGCUUGUCGGAAGGCUGUGGAGGGUUCAGGAAAGGCAAAGACGGGUAAAGGGGGAGUGGCGUCGGACGGGAUUGCGAGGACGUGA
Molecule: messenger RNA, 1515 nt
Organism: Plenodomus lingam JN3
Lineage: Eukaryota; Fungi; Ascomycota; Dothideomycetes; Pleosporales; Leptosphaeriaceae
Gene: BNA51
Product: Kynureninase 1
Biological process (GO): NAD+ biosynthetic process
Cellular component (GO): cytoplasm
Molecular function (GO): kynureninase activity; pyridoxal phosphate binding
Source: RefSeq, a predicted model, not a curated record